AUGCAGCAACAGGACGAAAUGCGGAGAGCGUACGCCAUUGCCGACGAUGCGAAGAGGUACAGCGUCAUUGCAGAGGACGCACUGAGGGUGGUCUUCCCGCAGUCGAGCAAGAACAACUUCCACGUCAUCAAACUGCUCUUCGACACAAAAUACGCCAACGACGCCGUCAAUACAGAGCUCUGGGAAGGCAUCAGCGCGAAGGUUAAUACCAUCACCGAAGGCAAUCGUAAGAUUAAUGCGGCGGCUUACGAGCCUGCACCGGUCGAAAGUGUGAAGACUGGCGUUCUUCAAUACGCCACUGUGCUGCAAGAUUUCGACGGCUACGAGAAGAGGGUGUCGCAGAUCAACAUUGUUGACUUGCGCCGUUACCUCGACGACUUGAUGAAGAGCUCAGAGCUCCACAUGCAACUGAAGAUGCUCAAAGCGCUGCCCCCGUAUUGGUUGAACGACGUCAAAGCGGUGAUGCUCAUUAGGAAGCUGAGCGCGGCUUAUGGCGCCAGAGGGCACUACAAUUUUACGGGCCCGAUUAGUGAGGCGCUGAAGGGUGUGGCUGACCCGGAAUCCCCGGAGACCAAGGAUUACCAGACCUGGAUCAACCGCCAGAGGGCUCAUUUGCAGCAGCUUGCGGUCCUGCUCACGAAAUACGAUGUGGAAAAGACCGACGAGACGUGUUCCUCCCCGCAGUGCUUGGGCUACACCGACAGUGCCAACGUGGCGCUGUGGUACGAGCUCUACUCGGCGAUGGAUGAGCAGACCGUGCUGAUGCGUUCCGUUGCCGACCUCAAAGCGGCAAUUCGUCUGACGUUUGCGAGGCGUGGGAAGACGGGUUAUGGCUACCACAACCUCAACAAGAUUGCCAGCAUCCUGACGGAUGUGCUCCCACACCGGGUCAUGACUGAGGAAGAACGCAAUGAGUUCGAGGCGAAGAUAAACCUCCUGCGCGAGUCCAUGGCGAAAGCCGCGGUGGCCAAUUCCGAUGCGGCAGCACCCGAGGUCACUGACGAAGCCGUAUUGGACCACUUCGAUCCGACACUGCCGCACAACGCCAGCCACGCGGAGCUGACGCUGCUCGUUGUCUACACCAAAAGCCUGUUGAGGGAUGUGAUGAAGGAUACCAAAUAUGUGCGAGCUAACUUAACGGUUGUAUCCUCUGGGGAACUCAUUCCGCGUGACUCCAGUAGCGGGGAUUUGCGAAGCGGGUUGGCUAAACUGCAGGUCACCACUGACGUGAUCCGUGGUGUGAUUGACGGGUCGAAGUCAAAGAUUGAUGAGAUUGACGCCUACAGCAAAAGGCACCUUACGUCGUCUGCAAAUGAGUACAUAUCCGAAUACGUAGGCUCUUGUAUUUCGAAAAGAGCGCACCGUGUCUUUGCCAACACGUCGGCCGUGCGCGGACUCAUGCUUGACUUCUACGCGGACCUGCACCGCACGUUCGUGCCAAAAGAUGCCAAGACCCAGGUGCAUGCGCCCGAAGAACUUCUGAACGAGAUGGCGCGCCUUGUGUCGGAAUCGUGCCGGGCCCUGGAUAGGUACCUGGGUCCCUACGUGAAAUUGCGUGGAUCGGUGUCGAUGGACAUGGCCAAAGUGGGCAAAGCCUUGGCCUCCAUCACCCCUUCUGCCGCCUCUUCAACUGUCUUCGAAAGUAUGCGCGCAAGGUACGAUGACCUUAAGGAUGAGAUGCACCUGGUUUUGAAUCAGUUCGGUGACUUGAUCACGAAUGCGGAGCGAGUGCGUGGGCUCCUGAGGUUUGUGAAGGGCAAUGUAGCGUCUGAAUCCGGGGCUGACAGAGAGCAGCUGUGGCACGCGUACUUCGAGCUCAGAGCGGACAUUCAUAAUGGAAUCCUGCUGGGCGCCUCGUUCGAAAGCAUCGGUUACAGACGCGAAAUGAUGAGCCACGUUGCAGACCGACUGAUUAGCCUCGCCGGCGGUGAUUCGGGAAGUAGUGAAGAGUCACGUGGAGCUACCACGCCACCAGCGGGGUCAGUCGAGGAUGCCGCUUCGCCGGGUGCCGGUGAUGCUAGUGCAAGCAGUGCGGAGACCGCCGUACCAGGCGUCGAAGGUGAUGCUUCCACGGAUGUACGUGAGGCAGCCGGUGAACAGUAUCCUACCGAUAAGCUGGCCACUGAGAAUAUGGCGACCGCGGAGCCAACUGUUGACAUGCCUUCGACCACGUCAAGUGGCUUGGAGAAAGCUGCAGCGCUGAGUGCCGAACAGCCUGGAAGUAGAAUGAGUGUGGACAAAACGCCCAGUGCCCUCAAGGUCACGACAGCGCCAAGUGUUGUAACCGCCGCUCCAAGUGGUGAUGUUCCUGCCAGCAAGGAAGAAGGUAACCCCUCAGCGUCCGCUGCGUCCAAUAAAAGCAAGGAGGGUCUCGAGGCGCCCGUCAACGCGACUGAACCGGCUGGGGAGGGCGACGGCAAAAGCAACCUUCGCGAGAAGACAGCCAGCGGCUUCGACGCGCUCUGCACCUGCCUGAACGCAGCGUUCGUGCUGGGCCUGUCGAUCGCAGUCCUCGGUUAA
Messenger RNA from Babesia ovata, 2520 nucleotides. RefSeq names its product papilin isoform X1, putative. Lineage: Eukaryota; Apicomplexa; Aconoidasida; Piroplasmida; Babesiidae. The record is from RefSeq and is a predicted model, not a curated record. The transcript has a single exon. Bases 1 to 2520 code for a protein of 839 amino acids.